Messenger RNA from Phoenix dactylifera (date palm), 1330 nucleotides. RefSeq names its product MIZU-KUSSEI-like protein (Protein of unknown function, DUF617). The record is from RefSeq and is a predicted model, not a curated record. Gene Ontology annotation, biological process: hydrotropism. Lineage: Eukaryota; Viridiplantae; Streptophyta; Magnoliopsida; Arecales; Arecaceae.
GUUUGAGUCCAUGCUCUCUCCACCGCGACGCACGCGCCUCCCACCCGCACCCCUCGUGGGCAGAAUUAUUGUCCCCCCGUUUCCUCCAUGAUUCCUCGGCCCGCACUUUGCCCCACCCAAAACUGGCUCCCCCCACGCCUCCAUUUCUCUUCUCUUCAACCCCCUUAUUCUUACUUCCUCCUACUUAAACCCCUCGCCACCGCCCCACCUCACCACCUUCCCAUUCUAUAAACUCUUCUUCUCUGAGCCUCAAACUUGCUGCAGAAAGACCCAUCCAUCCCUCCUAUUAAUUCUCCUCUCUUUUUCUGUCAUAUUUUCUCAUUUUUCUUCUCUGUUGCUCAAAAUAAUCCAUCGAUCAAACGAGAUGAGAAUGAUAGACUUGGGCAGCUACGGCGGCCACCUCGGCAUCAUCGACACGUCGACCGCCGUCGACUGCACUAAGGACGUCCGCUUCCGGCGCUCCUUCCGCUCCCUCGUCGAGUGCAUGGUCCCAUGCUGCGGCUUCCAUCCCGCUGCUGACGACUACUCCGACGCCGCCUCCACCACCACCACCACCGUCACCGGUACCUUCUUCGGCUACCGCCGCGGCCGCGUCAGCUUCUGCCUCCACGACGACUCCUCCUCCACCUCGCGAGCCGCCGCCCCCAUCCUCCUCCUCGAAUUCGCCGUCCCCACCGCCUACCUCGCCCGGGAGAUGCAGCACGGCCUGCUCCGGAUCGCGCUCGAGUGCGACCGGGCCCGCGCCCGCUCGGCCUCGCUCUUCCACGUGUCGGCGUGGUCGAUGUACUGCAACGGCCGGAAGGUGGGGUUCGCCGUCCGGCGGCAGAUGAGCGAGGGCGACGCCGCGGUGUUUAAGCUCAUGCAGUCGAUAUCCGUGGGCGCCGGAGUUCUCCCUGGCGAGUCCAAGUCCGGCGACGGAGACCUCAUGUACCUGAGGGCGAGUUUCGAGCGAGUCAUUGGAUCGGUUGACUCGGAGUCGUUUCAUAUGAUAAACCCGGUGGGGAGCACAGGACAGCAGCUGAGUAUUUUUCUCAUAAGAACGUAGGUCCGUCAGCUCCUGGUAGCGCAAAGCAGAAUAUUUUGUACACGCUUUAUCGGCCAGAUGGUUGGGUUAAUCUUGUACUCAUACUGGUGUCUGAUACUUUUAAAUUUUUCCUUUUUUUCCCCCAAUCCAAUAACAUGUUAAAACAUUGGUAACAUGUGACUACCAAAGCAUGUUCAUGCUGCUGUCUCCCAUGCAAUUGCUGCCAACUAGAUAUAUCUUGAUGUCAAUUAUGGAUAUAUGUUUAUUGAAAUUUAGAAAUCAAAAGAUAUGAACCAUAGUCAAGCA